AUGAAACGGUGCGCUAUGAUCCAAUUCAAUCUUUUCGUAGUCACUCGUGCCAGCCAGGCUGCGCUGCUACCCGUGGUCUUAAUUGUGUCCUCCAUUAACGAGGCCCGCCCAUCCCCAAUUGUUAAGAUCAGCUUGGAUGACACUGCCCUGCUCACUGAGGGUGAGAAGUCAAUCAUCCAGUUUCAAGCAGGCGACAAGACUGUUACUGGCACUAUUCCUUUCAUCCAGGAGCUGUGUGCGCAGUUCCCUUUCCUUGUGGGCAAUAAUGCUAGAGUGGAGAAUGAAUGGAUCUCUCGAUUGGAUUCAUUUGACACCUUGGACUUCAAGGCCCUCGACCCGAUCCUCCAGCGUCUCGAUACCCACCUGCUCUUCCGAUCCUUCCUAUCGGGUUAUUCUCUUUCAACACCGAACAUUGCACUAUGGGGUGCCCUUCGCGGAAACCGUGUCACUGCCGCCACUCUCAAGAGGGCGGCUGUUGAAUCUUUGAAUGCUGCUUCUCGCGAGAGGAAGCUUGCUAAAUCCAGAGAGGGUGCCAGCUACGAUGUUACCUUGAAGAAUACUGAGAAUAGCGUCGUUACCAGUUUCCCGCCAGAGCCUUCUGGAUACCUUCAUAUCGAACAUGCUAAAGCCGCUCCGCUCUUUUGGUUUAACGAUUACUUUGCCCAGGCUUACUCAAUCUCUAGAUUUGACGACACCAACCCAUCGAAGGAGAAGCAGGAGUUCCAAGAUGUCAUUUUGGAGGAUCUUGCAUUGAUGGAUCCGUCCCCUUUACGUUUCAAAUAUCGAAACUAUGCCAGCGACUACUUUGAUCAACUCAACGACUAUUGUCUUCAGAUUAUUAAAUCUGGAAAGGCUUAUGCCGAUGACACUGACAAGGAGACCAUAAAUCAUCAGCGGCGGGAUGGCAUCCCUAGCCAGCGUCGUGACCUCUCUCCCCAGGAGUCCUUGGCUCAUUUAGAGGAGAUGAAGAUGGGCACUCCCGAGGGCCUACGAUGGUGCAUCCGUGCUAAGAUCUCCGUCGAUGACGAUAACAAGUGCCUCCGCGACCCUGUGAUUUACCGAUGCAAUCCAUCUCCACAUCACCCUACAGGUAACGCCUGGGCUAUCUAUCCUACGUAUGACUUUGCUUGUCCUAUUCUGGAUUCGAUGGAGGGCGUUGCCCAUGCUCUUAGAACCAGUGACAGAGACCGCAGCCCGCAGUACCAGUGGAUGCUCGAUACUCUGAACCUCCGUACUGUGCAGGUUUGGGACUUUUCUCGCAUGAACUUCAUCCGUACCCUAUUGUCUAAGCGUAAGCUGACCACACUCGUGGAAAGAGGCGUUGUAUGGGGGUGGGAUGACCCUCGUUUCCCCACUAUUCGUGGUAUGCGCCGUCGUGGUAUGACGAUCCCAGCACUUCGCGAAUUUAUUCUCAAGCAGGGUCCGUCUAAGAAUGCGACCCUAUUUUACUGGGACUUGAUUUGGGCCACUAACAAGAAGUACAUCGACCCGAUUUCCCCUCGCUAUACGGCCAUUGAAACCAAGGCCAUUGCUAAGGCGACUGUCACUGGUGGUCCCGCUAACUCAUACACGAAGACGCGGCCAAAGCAUGUCAAAAAUACCUCUCUCGGCGAUAAAGUUGUUCCUUUCUCCUCUUCUAUUGUUCUAGAGCAAGUUGACGCCAAAUCUUUCAACCAGGACGAGGAGAUCACGCUGAUGAACUGGGGUAAUGCAAUUGUGCGCAAAAUCUCCACCGAUGGUUCCACCGGCAAAGUGAUGCAUCUAGAACUAGAGCUGCAUAUGGCCGGCGACGUGAAGAAAACCGAGAAGGAGGUGACCUGGCUAUCCACGGGGGCCAAAAUCUGGUCCCCGUCGAACACUCUCGAGGAGUUUCUCAACUUCAACACAGAGUUCCGUGUGAGUGGACUGGCCGAUUGCAAUGUCUCCGAGGUCAAUGCUGGCGAUAUCCUGCAGUUCGAUCGCAAGGGCUUCUACCGUGUGGAUCGGGCUCCUGCUCCUGGUGUCCCGGGUGUCUUCUUCAAUAUCCCCACCGGAAAGCAGAAGUAG
This is a messenger RNA of Penicillium concentricum, 2046 nucleotides long. RefSeq names its product Glutamyl-tRNA synthetase class Ib archaeal/eukaryotic cytosolic. The transcript is spliced from 12 exons. The record is from RefSeq and is a predicted model, not a curated record. Gene Ontology annotation, molecular function: ATP binding; glutamate-tRNA ligase activity. Gene Ontology annotation, biological process: glutamyl-tRNA aminoacylation; translation. Gene Ontology annotation, cellular component: cytosol; methionyl glutamyl tRNA synthetase complex; cytoplasm. Lineage: Eukaryota; Fungi; Ascomycota; Eurotiomycetes; Eurotiales; Aspergillaceae. The coding region runs from base 1 to 2046 and encodes 681 amino acids.